AUGGGAGAGAGAAGCAAAGAGCUUCUGCAGUUCGAGCAUAAGGGCACGCCCCUUUCGUCCUUAGAAUCCGCUGUUCUUCUGAGUGGCAAUAAAAGAGAAUCAAACAUUCAAACUAGGAGACUCCCCUCUCAUGGCGCGCCCCUCACUUCUCCACUUCCCCCAAGCCAACUUCUAGGGAAGGUGAAAGACUUCCUAGGAGUGAUGUCAGAAGCAAAUAAGCAGCUGGAACUUGAUGCAAAGGACCAUCCAGAGAAUUAUGAUAUUGAAGAGCUAAAUGGAAAUGAAUCCGAAGUCAUUGAAAUGGAUUUGAUGCUUGGUGUGGCCGAUCUUAAAACACCGGAGGCAGUGGCUGCUGCUGAAUCUGCAAUUUCCACUUUUCAGCCUGUGAUUCCAUUAGCUGCUGAUGGCAGUGAAACAGAUUCGGAGGAUAGUAGUGCUGAUAAUGACAACGAGGAUGAUGAAAUUGAAAACAGUGACAAUGAUUGCAACGAUGGAAGCAUUGGCGAAAAGGGAAAUGGGUCAGUAAAUCAAGAAUCAAUUUCUGGUAACGAUAACAUUCAUGAACAACGAAAGGGAAAUGGUCAUUCCAAAAAGCGUCCGAGGAUAGUUGAGCUAUCAUGA
This is a messenger RNA of Sphenostylis stenocarpa, 621 nucleotides long. NCBI's taxonomy places the organism in Eukaryota, Viridiplantae, Streptophyta, Magnoliopsida, Fabales, Fabaceae. The record is from the annotation of a GenBank genome assembly.